Messenger RNA from Trypanosoma rangeli, 1317 nucleotides. RefSeq lists its product as uncharacterized. Bases 1 to 1317 code for a protein of 438 amino acids. The record is from RefSeq and is a predicted model, not a curated record. The transcript has a single exon. Lineage: Eukaryota; Euglenozoa; Kinetoplastea; Trypanosomatida; Trypanosomatidae. Gene Ontology annotation, molecular function: protein binding.
AUGAGUGGGAUCCAGAAAUACACGAGCGCUGCGCAAGAUCAAUUUGACACAAACACGCCGCCACGGCGACUGCACCACAAUUCAUUCUUUGAUGAUGGUUACGAAGAAGUGGAGGUUGUGUCUGACACCCUGGAUGCACCGACGGCUGGUUCUGCCCCGGUAAAGCGUAAUGAGGCUAUGAACCUUUGUUCAAUGGUUCCUGAGGGUGAUACGGAAAGUGACCGGAGUAGUAGCUUUGAAAGCAGCAGUGAUGGAGAUGCCUGUGCAUACCAUGCUACUGCUGCUACCGGUAAAACUGCGGCUAGUAGUGGUGAUGGGGGUGGGCACGGGUUACCGCAGCAGAAUAGUGGCACUGAUACCACAACAUCAUACCUGGGAAGCAGCAGCUCAUGGAGGACUGAGUUAACCGCAAGCGAUGAGGAGAGAAUGUUUUGCUUCACUGAGGUCAUGGAAGAUAGUGACGAUAUUACAGAGAGAAAGAAAAGGGAGGAUUAUCACAUGUGCAGCCCAGCGAUCGAUAAGUCAGAUAGUUUUAUGCCACCCAAUGGCAGACCUCGUUGGUGGAGCUUUGACUGUUUGUUCUGUAUUUUACACUUUUGUGAUUGUUACACGGUGUGUAGAGUGAUGUUGGUGUGUAGUGAAUUCUAUAAACUUGCGACACACGAUAAGGUGUGGAAAAAUAUUCUUCACAGCAUGAAUUUGCGGCCGCUUCUUGAUUUGCCCAAUACACCCACGCAGGGUUACUAUCGAUACUUUAUUGAUGAUAUCAUCACCACAAGGGCCCUUCACGGACAAUACUCAUUUAAAGCAGUCUCUGCGGACGAACAGUUGACUGAUAUAGAACGAGGUCGAUGUGACAGUGCCGUGAGAGGAGAUAUGCCGCAGUAUUUGCCUAGUUUUGCGGAGGAUUUUAACUACCACAUUAAGGCAGCGACGCUGUUUUUUUCCUCUGCCUCGCUUGGUCAAAUGAACCACCCAAUUGGUCGAGUGCAGCUGCUUAUAGAGUACAGUGACACAAGCAGGGAGUUGAUUGAGGGCGUGGCGCGCUUCUCAUGGUACCGUCGACGUUUUGUGUUCUGCUGCGGUUCCUCUGAGUUAGGAGUCCGUGGCCAUGUGUUUACAGUGGCCAUCAGCAGCGUCGAGAAGCCGUGGCGCAAUCAGUCAAUGGAGCAGUUUGAAGCACACAAAGGCGGCCUUCGCUUCAUCAUGGCGCCUGUGCUCUUAGAGGGUGAGAUCCCAGGGUCCAGAAUCACGGAGAUGGACAUUGUUAGCGUUAGCUGCCCAUCUAUACGAAGGCUGGGGGUAGCACGGACGUAG